This is a messenger RNA of Mollisia scopiformis, 1683 nucleotides long. Its product is annotated as Dyp-type peroxidase. The record is from RefSeq and is a predicted model, not a curated record. Gene Ontology annotation, cellular component: cytosol. The coding region runs from base 263 to 1228 and encodes 321 amino acids. Gene Ontology annotation, molecular function: heme binding; peroxidase activity. Lineage: Eukaryota; Fungi; Ascomycota; Leotiomycetes; Helotiales; Mollisiaceae. The transcript has a single exon.
CAACGAACCCUCACUCCAUCAUUAUAAAUCUGAUAGUAAUAAGUGGUAUCAUUGUGGUAUGACCGGAAGAACAUUCAACGGCGCUUCAGUUCGAAGGUCACUGCUUUCUAGGCCGAGCAUCCCGCAGCUAGAGCAUCGAGUAAGUUUGGCUGUGAUAUCGCAAGGGCUGCAGCAGCGGCGUACAAAAAGCUUCCCAGCAUCUCGAAGUCUAGAGCUACACUCAAACCGUCGAUUUCAUACCACCACUGGAUUUUGGAGGAAAAUGGACUCCUGCCGUCGGGUCCCCAUCGAGUCACAAAAAGUCGACGCACCCCUCACUCAAUCUGCAACUUUCCUCGUCGUCUCCAUUACCGACUCUCCCAACGCAACCAAGACCGUCCGCUCAACCCUCGCCAGCAUCGACGCCAUCGCCAAAAAUGUAGCCAUCCGCGACCUAAGCGCCUCCUUCGCCUGCACCAUCGGCAUCGGCAGCAACGUCUGGGACCGCGUGACCCGGCUCCCUCGCCCAGCCGAACUACACCCCUUCCCUGCCGUCCACGGCGCCAAACACUCCGCCGUCUCUACACCGGGCGAUCUCCUCUUCCACAUCCGCUCCGAGCGGCGGGAUCUCUGUUUCGAGUUCGAGCGCCAACUUCUCGACCUCCUGGGCGAUUCCAUCAAAGUCGUCGACGAGACGACCGGGUUCCGCUAUUUCGAUAUCCGGGACUUGCUCGGGUUCGUGGACGGGACGGCGAAUCCGGUGGGGCCUGCUGUCCCAGAGGCGGUUCUGGUUGCGCUGGAAGAUGAUGCGGAGGCGGUUGGGGGGAGUUAUAUCGUGAUUCAGAAAUAUCUGCAUGAUUUGAAGGGGUGGCGGUCUUUGUCCAACGAGACGCAGGAAGCUAUUAUCGGACGCACGAAGUGGGAUAAUAUCGAACUCCCCGACGGCUCUGCGUCUUCGCAGAAAGCGCACAAGACACUGGCGACGGUGGAAGACGAGGAUGGGAAUGAGCAUGAUAUCUUGAGGGAUAACAUGCCAUUUGGGAGUCCUGGCGCGGGCGAGUUUGGGACGUAUUUUAUUGGGUAUUCGAGGAAGCUUUGGGUUAUUGAGAAGAUGAUGGAGCGGAUGUUUGUGGGGGUUCCGGAGGGGAUGCAUGAUCGGUUGUUGGAUUAUUCGACGGCUGUUACGGGGACGACGUUCUUUGCUCCGAGUGCGAGUGCGCUUGCCGGGCUUGAUGGGGAUGAUGAUUGAUGGACUUUCCAAGAAGAUAGAACUUGUCGGAAGGAGUCAUUUUGAGUGUUUUCUCAUGGUUACUUUAGCAUUGGAUAUGAUCAAACCUUCACUUGAUGAUUGUCACUAGCUGGCUUUAGCAAUGGGUCCUCAGAAGACCGUGAAAGCAAUGUGGAUCCAAAGAAAAGCUUGCUAAAGAUAGCUUCAAAGAGCUCAGGUAAGAAUACUUCGCAGCUUACAAGAACACAUCCCCAACUAACCCACUGGGGAAGGUAAGGAGAAGCAUUGAGUCAAUUCUGACGAUAAUUCUGCCCUUGCUUUUGCAGCACUCAUAUUGACCAUACCGCGAAAUUAAUUAAGUGACACUAGAACUCAAAUAUCCCACCUCGCACCAUACCACUCAACGCCCCUCUCUUGUCUCUUCUUACAAGCCAUCUCUCCAGCAGCGAUGAACGCAUUCGGACCCGAAAUAUACA